CAGGGAGCCCUUGAAGAGUUAUUUGGGGUGGAGUGAUACAAUGAAAGCAGAAAGUAUUACUUGGAGGGUGUAUUCCAGAGAAUAAGUCUUCAAACAUCUUUGCCGUAUUGACUCUGAGUUGUCAGGGGACUCAGGCUUAUGAGGAGGUACUGUCACAAAAAACAGUGUCUAGUGAAGACGACAAGAAAGUGGGGAAAGGAUUGGAAAAAGAAGCUAAAACACUAUAGAAAACCAUGAGAUCUAUUAGAUCUUUUGCCAAUGAUGAUCGCCAUGUUAUGGUGAAACAUUCAACAAUCUAUCCAUCUCCAGAGGAACUCGAAGCUGUUCAGAAUAUGGUGUCUACUGUUGAAUGUGCUCUUAAACAUGUCUCGGAUUGGCUUGAUGAAACAAAUAAAGGCACAAAAACAGAGGGUGAGGCAGAAGUGAAGAAGGAUGAGGCCGCAGACGCCUAUUCCAAGGAUCAAGGUGGUCGGACAUUGUGUGGUGUAAUGAGGAUUGGCCUGGUUGCAAAAGGCUUGCUGAUUAAAGAUGAUAUGGACUUGGAGCUGGUUUUAAUGUGCAAAGACAAACCCACAGAGACCCUGUUAAAUACAGUCAAAGAUAAUCUUCCUAUUCAGAUUCAGAAACUCACAGAAGAGAAAUAUCAAGUGGAACAAUGUGUAGAUGAGGCUUCUAUUAUAAUUCGGAAUACAAAAGAGCCCACGCUAACUUUGAAGGUGAUACUUACUUCCCCUCUAAUUAGGGACGAAUUGGAGAAGAAGGAUGGAGAAAAGGUUGCGAUGAAAGAUCCUCCGGACUUAUUGGACAGGCAGAAAUGCCUGAACGCCUUGGCGUCUCUUCGACAUGCCAAAUGGUUUCAGGCAAGGGCAAACGGAUUAAAAUCAUGUGUAAUUGUCCUCCGCAUUCUGCGCGAUUUGUGCAACAGAGUUCCCACAUGGGCACCAUUAAAAGGAUGGCCACUAGAGCUUAUAUGUGAAAAGUCUAUAGGUACUUGUAAUAGACCUUUGGGCGCUGGGGAGGCCUUGAGACGAGUAAUGGAGUGUUUGGCAUCUGGAAUACUACUUCCUGGGGGUCCUGGUCUGCAUGAUCCUUGUGAGCGAGACCCAACGGAUGCUCUCAGCUAUAUGACCAUCCAGCAAAAGGAGGAUAUUACCCACAGCGCACAGCAUGCACUCAGACUAUCAGCCUUUGGCCAGAUUUAUAAAGUGCUGGAGAUGGACCCCCUUCCAUCUAGUAAGCCUUUUCAGAAAUAUUCCUGGUCAGUUACUGAUAAAGAAGGUGCUGGGUCUUCAGCUCUGAAGAGGCCAUUUGAAGAUGGAUUAGGGGAUGAUAAAGAUCCCAAUAAGAAGAUGAAACGAAACUUAAGGAAAAUUCUGGAUAGUAAAGCAAUAGACCUUAUGAAUGCACUGAUGAGGCUAAAUCAGAUCAGGCCUGGGCUUCAGUAUAAGCUCUUGUCUCAGUCUGGCCCUGUCCACGCCCCAGUCUUUACAAUGUCUGUAGAUGUGGAUGGUACAACAUAUGAAGCCUCAGGGCCAUCCAAGAAAACAGCAAAACUUCAUGUAGCAGUGAAGGUAUUACAAGCAAUGGGAUACCCAACGGGCUUUGAUGCAGAUAUUGAAUGUAUGAGUUCCGAUGAAAAAUCAGAUAAUGAGGGCAAAAACGAAACAGUGUCUUCAAACUCAAGCAAUAAUACUGGAAAUUCUACAACUGAAACCUCCAGUACCUUAGAGGUAAGAACUCAGGGCCCUAUCCUCACAGCAAGUGGCAAAAAUCCCGUAAUGGAGCUCAAUGAAAAAAGAAGAGGUCUUAAGUAUGAACUCAUCUCGGAGACUGGUGGAAGCCAUGACAAACGCUUUGUAAUGGAGGUAGAAGUAGAUGGACAGAAAUUCAGAGGUGCAGGUCCAAAUAAGAAAGUGGCAAAGGCAAGUGCAGCUUUAGCUGCCCUGGAGAAGCUGUUUUCUGGACCCAAUGCAGCAAAUAAUAAGAAAAAGAAGAUUAUCCCUCAGGCAAAGGGUGUUGUGAAUACAGCUGUGUCUGCAGCAGUCCAAGCUGUUCGGGGCAGAGGAAGAGGAACUCUAACAAGGGGAGCUUUUGUUGGGGCUACAGCUGCUCCUGGCUACAUAGCUCCAGGCUAUGGAGCUCCAUAUGGUUACAGCACAGCUGCCCCUGCCUAUGGUUAAUACUUUUAAGCAGUUUUCAGCACGUUUAUCUCACUUUAUUCUCGUUCUCCUCGGACCUUCGUAGCCAUAUCACUUGUAUAAAAUAGGCUGAGAUCUAGUGACUGUAAGCUGUGGUCUCAGUAAACAAAGGUAAGCUCUUUUAUUUUCUGAUUAAAGAGAAAAAUAACUAAAAGUCAAUGAACACAACGUGCAUAUAUGACAAUCAUACAGGAUGUAUUUGAUCUCUUAGGUCUUAUGUCAUCAUAUUACCUUUAAAAUUUUUAUGAUCUAAAUGUAAAAUAGUUAUUUUCAGCAUUUGUUUUAAUACCCUUGUAAUUACUUUUUAUUCAAGAGAGACAUUUCACUUUUACAAGUUAAAUGUGUAUAUGUGUGUAGAAACUUAUGAUAUUACAUAUAUGUGAAUUACACACACGGACCUGUUUUAAUAAAAGAAUUUGGUGGUGGGACGAGUUCACCUAAAAAGACUUUAAUGUCAGGGCACCCUUUUGGCCAAAGUGCUGGAAUUUCACAAGCAGCAAGAUUGGUAACAAUGCCGGUAGGAUCCAUUUCUGUGUAGCUGUUACACAAACAGAGGAUCAAAGUGCCAGUUUCUCAAGGAGAGAAACUUCUCUGAGAAAUGAAAAUCUCUGAUCUGUGUUGUAUGCCCUAAUACAACAGCAGCAAGAAGCCAUAAAAAGAAAAAGCAAUAGAAAAUGAAAAAAAACCAAACCAAAAUACUGAGGUAACUAUGGAAAAAUAGUAAUUGACUGAGUUAAGCUAACUAUUUGCAGAACCAACUUUGGCAAGACUCAGAAUGGUAAAUAUCCAGUCUGCAGAGACCAAAUAGACUUAAGGCAAUUCAUCUGUCUUUUCCAGGUUAGGUAGCUAGAUGAUUAAUUUCCCACCUUAGCCAUCAUGGAGUUCAUGUAGAAGAUGUGAGGGUUAGGCUUCAUUUAGUGUGUCCCAUAAAUACAUUUCACGUGUGUUAGAUGUUUUUUGCUGAGGCCGUAUUUGAUAUAUAGAGAUUAAAAUGAAUUUUAUGUUUUAUAUGUCUCUAAGUAGCAGUUUUCUUGUUAUUACUAACUUUGAAGGUUGCUGGAACAACGUUUUUCCCCAUACAGAAUCUGUAUGUAUGUCGAAUGUGGCUUUGGCAUCUAUAGAAGGUUGUAUGAGGUCUAGCGGACUAGUACUACGUACAUUCCAGUCCUCAUCGAGCAGCCGAGUGCCCAUUAUGUGCCAGGCCCUUCUCUGGGUACUAGCGAAACAGAGGCUCUGCCCAGUGCAAACGUAUCAAAUCUGAGAGUCUCCUUGUUGGUGGAAUGGGGCUGAUUAUAAAUCUCCUAGGUUGGGAGACAAAUGAUGCAUUGGCAGUGUCAAAACAUAAUUAACUUGGUUAGGAGUUUAUUUAUAAAUUAUUUAAUACUGUAGGCCCUCCGACAUCACUGAACUGGUCAUCAUUUGGAAAUUCACUCGUUUUAAAUUAUUUCCCUGGCAGUUUUGAGCGCCUGAAACCAACUCUGGUUUAUGUUCAUGGACCUCUCUCCAAGUAAGUGAACGGAAUGAAAUGAAGAACAAAUAUUCCAAUCAUUUUUAAGCAGUUUUUAUAGUAUAGCAAAGACCAAAGUGGUUGCUUUAAAUACCACAUUUUUUCGAUGACAAGUGAGAGGAAUUUUACCCUUAUAAUCAAUCAUUCAUUAUAACUUACCUGUUUAUUAGAUUAGUAACUGCUGUGGAGGCAAAUCUUUAGGAGUGAGUUAGGGGAAUGCACUAAGAUUUGCAGAUGCGGCCCCCCGCUGCUGCCCUCAGCAGUUAGAGCUGAAAACAACCUGCUCUGUGAAUGGACCUCCCAGACCUCCCACUCAGCACUGGCCUGUGCGUGGCAGUGGGUGGGGGGCGGAGGACGGACGGGCAGACUGGGGGGCGGGGUCUCUCUGAACUCUCAGAGCAAGAGAGGUUCUGCUGUAUUUGUACUUGCAAGCUAGAAGGAUCUGAUACCCAGUGACCAUAGGUUUCACAGUGUUACUAGGAGGCCUGGAAGGGAGAUAGGUGGUAAAUGAGUAACAACCGCAGAGUCAAGAAACUACCUACCGCUGAGAUGAGUUUCAGUAUUGAUGUUUCUCUCUAGCAGUAACUUACAGCGCACAAACUAGUACUUCUUAUGUAAGAAUGAGUCUCUUCCCUUUCUCAUCCUGUCUUCCAGAAAGACUGUUAAGUCAGGAAUUCAAGUUGAGUUAGUUGUAAGAAUAGCUAUCCUUUCCCACAUUAUCAUUUUAGGUGGGAGCUAACAGCUUCCAUUGAUACUUGAUGCAGUGAUCUUUGGAGAUUUUAAAAAAUAGCUCCAUAGUGCAAAUUAGGUUAUGUAAGCUUUACAGCACAGCUAGAAAUAGGGAAUAGAAACCAUGUGGGAAUCUGGGCCAAAGUAGUUCUCUCGCUCCAGCAAAUUCCCGUGGGACUUGGGGAUUUGAUGAGUUAAUACACGUGAAGUGCUGGGAAUUGUACCUGGUGCGCAGUAAGUAAGUAAGUGUUGCCGGUUCCUCCUGGGUUGGGUGAAGGUGUGUGAGGGAGGCAGCAAGGCUGUGCUGGCAGGUAGUGGAGAAGCGGGCGCAUGGCCUGCUCGGGGGGCUGCAUUGGUUUCUUGGUAUUUUCAGGUUCGGGAUGCUCCCGCACUUUGAGAGAAGACUCCUGGCAUCUGGGGACUAAACAGGAAGCAUAAAGCAAACACUUAGUGAGAGAGGUAGUGUGGGGAGGUCGCUGCAGAUCCAUGCUGACUGAAAAUGCUCGUGUUUCUGCUAUGGUGGUGAAAUCACCGGCCGCUCUGCUGCCAGGGAUUCGUAAAUACUUGCUUGGGGAUUUAAGUGUGCUUAGAACUUCAAAAGGGCUGAGCUUAGGAUAUCAACCUGCUGAUUCCAACUUUCCUCCCAGCGCAUUAAUAAGAAAAAGGAGGUGUGUGAUUACAGCUAGGCCUGGAAUCCAACAUCCAGAGCUCACCAGUGUUUGGCAGGUAGAAAGCAAGUUAUUAUAAACCACAGAAAGAGGAACCUGGGUGGCGUGCUUAGGCGGCCACGGACUCUGAUGCUUCUCUGCACAGCAUUCCUGCAGCUUCUCACUCCCAGUUUGCUUCCAUACUUCGGAACAAAUCGGAGCUCAUCACCACUUGAGGCCUCCCCUGUGUGUUAAUCUUAGAAAAAACACAUCUGCCUGUCCAUCCAUCUUUUUCUCUUUUCAGCAAAAGGAAAGCUGGGUAGAUAGUGAGAUGGGCGCCGUUGGUUGAAUAUACAGCUUCCCGUCUCUCUCUGCGCCGGCUUCUGUUGUGCUGAGAAGGGGUGGGCAGGUGCGCGCUUCCGUGUCUGUCAUCGGGUGGGACGCUCACUGGGGAUUACAGAUUGAGCUCUCUCUCUCUCUCUUUUUUUAGGUUGAAUUUUGUGAUGCUCUAAGUUUAUAAAAACUGUGUAGACGGGGACUGAGCAUUACCUUUAAAGGCACAUAAGAUUGCAUGAUAGUCGAGGCUUUUUUUUUCUUUUAAUGGUACCGAGGAAGUGAAAGAGGAGGAGACCCAGCAGCCCCAGCUCCAGGGGAAACUCCAAAGACCUCCUCCCUCGCUGUCGCCCCAAAGCAAGAGGCUUUUCUUCAAUCCAAGAGAUGUGUAUAAUGUCCUGGCAGAAGUCACUCCAUUCCACAGAUGUGGCUGUUGGGUGGGAUCAUUGCCGUAUUGAGCCAAGGUUGAGGGAGGGCCUUUCUUUUCUUUUUUCUACCCACCCCCACCCCCACCUCUUGCCUCGACCAGUUUUAACAUCUUAAUUCCUUGGUCCUUUUAAGGAGGGUCUUGGUGUUUCUUGGCAGAACUUUGCCGUUCCUGUGAACUGUGCUGCCUUUGCUGGGGGUGCCAUGAAGUCGGCCGCCAUCCGCGCAGGCAGCCGAAGGGGGACGGAUCAGCAUGUCCCAGCUGUGAAACGUGUGGUCACACCUUUUUGCUGCUUCUGGGCACAGGAGGUGACAGUAGCCUGGCUGCUGUGCGGACAUUCUCUUAGCACUGCUCGGAGGCCCAGUCUCUCGGCCUUGGUCUGGUUUCACCUGCCUUGAUCCUCUGUGAGGUUGGGAUGAAUGGUCUCCGCGUUUACCUUUCGGCUAAAUGUUUUCAGGUGGUGAAGUCAAUAGUAGCCGUCAGUUUAAGUUAUUUUGGGCUGUGGGCAGCAGUAGAUUGAAGGAACAGAAGAAAGAAAAGGAGGAAAUGCUCAAAUUGCUCUCUUGUGUGGGCCAGGCACUUGGACAUUCUUCUCCAGCAACCUUCUCAGAGGUGAUACUCCUGUUUCACAAGAUGAGAGACUGAGGCUCAGAGUUAAGCACUAGAGUUAGGAAUGAAACGCCCCUCUUCAGUGCCGAAGCCUCUUUCCACCACACCGUGCAGGCUGUGGGUGCCGUGGGGCAGGAAGGAGGUGUGCAGGCAGUGGGCUGGGUGCAGCGGGCCCCCUCCGUCAUCGGCUCCUGUGCUGGAAGCCAGGC
Molecule: messenger RNA, 6659 nt
Organism: Ailuropoda melanoleuca (giant panda)
Lineage: Eukaryota; Metazoa; Chordata; Mammalia; Carnivora; Ursidae
Gene: STRBP
Product: spermatid perinuclear RNA binding protein
Exons: 18
Coding region: 234-2180 (648 amino acids)
Cellular component (GO): precatalytic spliceosome
Molecular function (GO): single-stranded RNA binding; double-stranded RNA binding
Source: RefSeq, a predicted model, not a curated record